AGCAGGGGCAACUACUCGGCAACUGCGGGACGCGGCUACCCCCGGAAGAGGACGACGUCGAGGAGGUGGAGCAGGGUUCGUCGGCGGCGAGGAUCCGGGCAAUGCUGAAGUCCGUCGACAGCCUCUGGGAACGGCGGGCUUCGCUCAUCUUCGAAACGCAAGAAACUAAAUCGCCUCACGAGUCCAUCCCUCGUUUUAUAGACCCCGGCGCUUCCGCCCCGUCGUUCCUGGUUGGUCCUGGGUUCCAGGGUCCUCCAGGAUCGGUCUGAAUGCGGUAUCCAUUACCAGAGCGGGCGAAUUAGACGCCUAGACGCACACUUGAUGGCUAUCGCAUGAACCGCGAGGGGUCCGACAAAACCAGCGCGUCUUUGGCAAGCGCCGUGUAAAUAAAAUACCUGCGACCGCGUACCGAGCUCUCAUUGUGCAUGCUCUUAUACCAGUGCAUUAUCUACGGGCAAAUCUCUCCUAGGCCAAUAACAACAAUGUAAUUGAUACCACUGCGGGCCCCACAGAGCGGCGGACCGUUUCUAUGGGGUGACGGGCAGAUGGGGCAGGGCCCAGUGGGCCGUGCUUAAUCAAAAAGCCACGGGGGUUGCCACGGGGGUAAAUCGGGGCUAGUUUUGGUAAUGCCGGCUAAUCCGGUAAUAUACCCAUGAUGGCUCGAUCCUCGAUCCUUCCCCCAGAGCUCACUGGCUACAGUGUGGCGAUCGCAGGUUUUCUUUUUUGUCUAACUAUGUGUAUGUACAUACAUUCUAUAUACAUAAUAACAUGUUAUACAGUAUAAGCACAGACUGACUUGCGUGUGCGUUGAUCUCCGUCAGAGAUAUCGGGUGCACGGGGAUGACGUGCGGUUGUCAUCGGUGUAUAAUACUCGAGCCGAAGAAAAAAAGAUUGACAAUAAAAUGCUCCGAAAGUAGCGGAGUGUUUCAAACGGCCAAACCGUUGGCCAGCCGACGGGAGUAUUAGACUUUGCUAGCUGACGUUCUAAUACCGAAACUUAUGAAACUUAACAAUAUAAUGUAUUAUCGAGAAGCCUUAACGCUGCUUGAAUUAAUAAUUCAUCUUAUCGUCGAACUUUGACUCACUCUUUGUAUACCUAUAAUAUUUCUUAACAGCGAUCGGCCUCAAUUGCAAUAUAUACGAAACUAUUGCGAUGCUGCAAGUCACGAUACCGCAAAUGUAAUUGAAAUCUGCAUGUGAUACAGGAAACAGACAGUUCUUGUUUCAAAUGCUUCGGCAAAAUGCUCCGCCGCGUUUCGCAUAAAUAUAAUCCACGCACUUCGUACGCAUAUGAACUUAUAGUUAUACUUUCCAAUAAUGCGUGGGCCAACGAUUCGCCCUAAAAAUUUAUACACGCACCGAGAUUACCCAUAAAUAAUGUACUUGACGAAAUAAUUUUGUUACGACAUGAUUUCACCGUUUUGUAAAUACGUGCGUGCCUGUGACAAAAAGAUGGGAGUCAAGCUUAAUUUUUUAUCAGUCAAUCAAACAAAGGCGACAGUCACCAUCUCACGGGAUGACGAACUGACCGACGUGAUCGUCGGCAUCGAGGAAUGGAAAUCUCCAGAGAACGACGAUGGAGAGGAGCGACUUGGAGAGGGGAGACAGCGAGUGAUAGGAUGGCUUGAAAGCACCCUUAAGUCAGUCGGUGGUUACGGCCGUUGGGUGUCGUCGCGGUUCCGGAACAGAGUAAUUACUAAGAAUAUCGAAAGGAAUCGGAAAACAAUUAUAAACGCCAAUCGCGACUUAUGUUUUCGGAGUAGGGUCACGGAUACAAAGAAUUAAAGGAGUGAACUACUUUUAAACGGGUUAUCAUUAAUCUUGCUCAGCUUGCACGUAAAGUUACAGUGUAUUAUCACGAAUAUUCCCGCUUUUUCAUUCGGCAGGAAUUUACUGAUAUUCGUUCAAUUUCCAACGAGGCAUCACGCGCAGUUCACCAUGAUUAAAAUCUGGAUACUCGUGUUUCGCGAACAUUAACGAUAAGUCGCAUCCUGAGUCUAUGUUGUUUACAGUCCGUACGUGACUCAGUUUGACGAGUUACGGUGUACAAAUUUUUUUCCCCGUUAGUCAAUAACAUGGCAGUCGAUGCCAUUUUUCGAGCUGACGAGGCUGGCACAUCGAGACAAUGAUACUUUGCACGAUUAGUAUCGAAGAAUUUCAGUACUUGGCAGUCACAGCGGGUCCUCAAGCCGACUCCGCCCUUAAAUUUUUCCGAAAUUAACUCGAAAGUGAGAAAAAUCGAUUAAACCAAGAUCAGGAAAUUGGGCUUGAACUCUUCGGACCGUUGUCUGAAGGACAAUUAAGAGAGGAGAAGCAUCCAGAAUGACCGCCACCGAGGAAUCGGAACCGCUCAUUCCCUCGGCUAAUCCACCGGUGGCUACAACCAGCACAGGGAAAUACAGGGUCUCCUACCAGUCUUUGAACAAUGAGAAAAAUGGCUCAUCCGGAACCGAGCGAAAUGGAUCCUCGAGUCCUGUGGCUGCGGUGCGCUUCGAAAAAAUGGGCUCAGGGCCGAGCGCCAACCGUUCAUUGGAGAGAAUUACCUUCACAUGGAGCGACGUGAACGUCUAUGUCACCGCAAAGAAGCAGCGACUGUGGGAGCGAAUAUCUAAGGGGAGAAGGCCCGUCGAGCUGAAGCACAUCCUGAAGGACGUCUCCGGCGUCGCUUAUCCCGGUGAACUCUUGGUCAUCAUGGGCUCUUCGGGAGCGGGGAAGACCACGCUUUUGAACACCUUGACCUUCCGCACCGGCCACGGGAUAACCGUAUCCGGAAUAAGGGCGGCCAAUGGUCGUCGCUUAACUCCGACCGUUCUCACCUCCAGGUCGGCAUACGUCCAGCAGAGCGACCUCUUCAUCGGCGUAUUGACCGUCAAGGAGCAUCUCAUAUUUCAGGCCCUGGUCCGCAUGGACAGACACAUUCCGUAUUCGCAGCGGAUGCAAAGGGUCGAAGAGGUCAUAGCCGAGCUAGCGCUGACAAAAUGUAAAAACACGGUGAUUGGGGUACCCGGCAGAGUGAACGGGAUUUCAGGUGGCGAGAUGAAGAGACUGUCAUUUGCCUCAGAGUAUCUUACGAAUCCUCCGCUGAUGUUUUGCGACGAGCCAACUUCCGGGCUGGAUUCUUUCAUGGCGCAUCAGGUCGUCACAGUUCUGAAGAACUUGACAGCGAAGGGCAAGACCAUCGUUGCUACCCUGCAUCAGCCGUCCUCGGAAUUGUUCGCAAUGUUCGACAGAAUCCUCCUGAUGGCCGAGGGAAGAGUCGCCUUCAUGGGAAGCCCGGAUCAAGCUUGCGCUUUCUUUAAAAGCGUCGGCGCCGCCUGUCCAAGCAACUACAACCCAGCCGACCACUUCAUCCAAGUCUUGGCGGUGGUUCCGGGUCGGGAGGCGGAGUGUCGUCAGGCCAUAAACAACGUUUGCGAAAAUUUCCAGAAGAGCGAAAUUGGAAUGAAAAUGGCCCUGGAAUCUGUCACCGUGGACGGUGAAUUCGGGGACUCGGUGGUGGACGCGAACACGGUCGCCAGACGAUCUCCCUACAAGGCAUCGUCGUGCGAGCAGUUCAGAGCCGUGCUAUGGCGGUCGUGGAUAUCAGUGAUCAAGGAACCGAUGCUGAUAAAAGUCCGCUUGCUACAAACGAUCAUGGUGGCGGUGCUGAUCGGGGUCAUUUAUUACGGACAGAAGCUGGAUCAGAACGGUGUGAUGAACAUAAACGGAGCUCUCUUCAUUUUCAUCACAAACAUGACGUUCCAGAACGUGUUCGCGGUGAUUUAUGUAUUUUCUAUGGAAUUGCCGAUAUUCCUGCGAGAGCAUCGUAACGGAAUGUACAGAACCGACGUCUACUUCAUCUGCAAGACAUUAGCGGAGGCGCCAGUCUUCAUCGCAAUUCCGUUCAUCUACACCGCGAUCGUCUAUCCGAUGAUCGGAAUGUACCCUGGACCGGAGCACUUUUUUAUAACGGCUGGAAUAGUCACGCUAGUUGCCAACGUGGCGACCUCAUUCGGGUAUCUCAUCUCCUGCGUGAGCUCAAGCGUAUCGAUGGCUUCAGCGAUAGCGCCGCCGUUGAUAAUUCCUUUCCUGUUAUUCGGAGGAUUCUUUCUAAACAAAGCGUCCGUCCCGUUUUACUUCGUCUGGUUCUCGUAUCUGUCCUGGUUCCGUUACGGAAACGAAGCCUUGCUCGUGAACCAGUGGAGCGAAGUCGACUACAUCAGCUGCACCCGGAGCAACGAAACCUGCCCGAAAAACGGCCGCGUCGUUCUCCAGACCUUGAACUUCAGUGAGGACAACUUUUUGAUGGACAUCGUUUGUCUGUUGGCCCUGAUCGUUGUCUUCAGGUUGUUCGCCUUAUUUGCCAUCCUCUUCAGGGCUUAUAUGGUCCUCACCUCGAGGGGCUUUUUGGCCCCCAGAAACGAGGAUGCAACCCAGUGUGAAAAAGGCGUUACCAUAUCCUGGCGCGAUUUAUCAGUCUACGCAACCACCAAGGACAACAGGAUUUGCAAACAGCUGAUAAACAACGUGCGUGGCGCCGUAAAGUCGGGAACACUCGUUGCGAUAAUGGGAGGAAGCGGUGCUGGAAAGAGUUCACUGAUGACAGCCCUCGCAUAUCGCUCCCCGCCCGGCGUCAUCGUCCAUGGCGACAUAUUGGUGCAGGGACAUCCUGUCCGUCCGUCCUACAUGCGGCUUCAUACCGGAUUCAUGCAUCAGGAAGAUCUUUUCGUUGGUUCGAUGACGGUGAUGGAGCAUCUGAUGUUCAUGGCCAGGAUGAAGCUGGACCGGAGAACGGAACUUCGGCAGAUCAGGAUUAGGAUAAAUCGUCUCCUUCAGGAAAUCGGACUGGCCCAUAGGUCUGGGACCCAGAUUGAGACCAGCGGUGAGAAGGUUCUCUCUGGCGGUGAGAAAAAGCGACUCGCAUUUGCCACCGAACUGAUAUCCGAUCCGAAGAUCCUUUUUCUUGACGAACCGACGACAGGACUCGACGCCCAUUCGGCCGGAGUUUUGAUCGCUCAUCUGAAAGCCGUCGCUUCUCAAGGUCGCACCGUACUCUGUACGAUCCAUCAACCGAGCUCGUCGAUAUUCAACGCCUUUCAGCAGAUCAUCCUGAUCGCCGAGGGUAGAAUCGCGUUUAUCGGCACCGGCGUGCAGGCGGUCCAGUUUUUCGCCAGCGAAGGUCACCACUGUCCUCCCGCCUACAACCCGGCCGAUUUCCUUAUAGCAACCCUUGCUACAGCACCGCGGGACGAAGACGCCAGCAGGCGAAACGCUCAGAGAAUAUGCGACGCCUUUCUUGUCAGCGACGCCAGUAAGGAGAACGACCUGAUCACACAGCUGGAGCUUCACAUUUCAAAUUCUUACAACGUGAGGAAAUUCCUUAACGUCUUAACGAAACUAAGCUUUACGUUGAGGUUGUCAUCCAACUUUAUUUUUCUUUAUUCGUUUCAGUGGACGGGAGAAACUGAAGAGACUUACAAAUUCAAGGAGCCUUGGUGGUGGACGAAACUUUACUUGUUGAUCAAUCGCGGUACGAUUCAAGUGAUCAGGGAUCCAAAUGUCCAACUUCUACGCAUCCUCUUGAAACUGUGUCUCGCCAUCCUGGUGUCCCUUUGCUUCUUCGGAGCGAUAAAGUUGGAUCAGCUCGGUAUCCAGGCGGUUCAAGGAGUUCUAUUCAUCUUGGUAACCGAGAAUACGUUUUUACCGAUGUACGCCACCCUGGCGACUCUUCCGCAGGAGAUGCCGCUGUUCCUGAGAGAGCAUCGGGCUGGACUUUACACGCCGCAUUUGUACUACUUGGCGAGGGUUAUUUCAUUGAUUCCCGGUCUGAUCAUCGAGCCAAUUAUAUUCGUGAUGAUCGUCUACUGGGUCGUUGGACUCAGAAAUAGCAUCGAGGCCUUCGCUCUGAGCGUGAUCGUCGUCAUCUUCACCAUGAACGUUUCCACCGCGUGCGGCUGCUUCUUCGCCGCUGCUUUUGACUCCGUGCCCCUCGCAAUGGCGUAUUUGGUCCCCUUCGACUACAUACUGAUGGUAACCAUGGGCCCCUUCAUCAAGCUCGGGUAUACUAAGCACGGAGAUUUACUUUGGCGCAUGCCUAGAUGUACUUACCAGCCUAGAGUGGACGAGUGGGUGGCAUCUUACUGUUUAUACGAAACACAUUCCUUAACUAGAUCUAAUCUUUUCAGUACCCUGCCGGCUUACGUGCAGUGGGUAAAAUACAUCUCGUGGCUUCUUCAUUCCACCGAGGCGUUAACCAUCGUUCAGUGGGACGGAGUGCACAACAUUUCUUGUGAAGUUGAAGAUCCGGAACUACCCUGCAUGACGGAUGGGUCGGAGGUUUUGGACAGGUACGAUUUUGACGCUGAUAAUUACUGGACAGACAUUUCUUUCAUGGCUGUAUCGUACGUGGUGUUUCAUUGCAUGGGAUACGCUUGUCUCUGGAAUCGAGCUAGAUACAAAUAAAGAUUUACUCUUAUCGAUCUUUGGAUUCAGCAGCUUCGAACAAUCGACGACAUAAUUCGCUAACCGUGUACAAGACAACAACAACAAUAAUAAUAAUAAUACGAAGAAAAACACGUAUUUUUUCACUCGUUGUCAGCAGUUAAAUUAUUGUAUCGAGUAUUAUCGGAAUAAAAUGUAGUGUUUUUA
Molecule: messenger RNA, 6627 nt
Organism: Neodiprion virginianus
Lineage: Eukaryota; Metazoa; Arthropoda; Insecta; Hymenoptera; Diprionidae
Product: ABC transporter G family member 3-like
Exons: 25
Coding region: 2323-6441 (1372 amino acids)
Biological process (GO): transmembrane transport
Cellular component (GO): plasma membrane
Molecular function (GO): ATP hydrolysis activity; ABC-type transporter activity; ATP binding
Source: RefSeq, a predicted model, not a curated record